Messenger RNA from Aegilops tauschii subsp. strangulata, 654 nucleotides. RefSeq names its product BTB/POZ and MATH domain-containing protein 3-like. Gene Ontology annotation, biological process: protein ubiquitination. Lineage: Eukaryota; Viridiplantae; Streptophyta; Magnoliopsida; Poales; Poaceae. The record is from RefSeq and is a predicted model, not a curated record. Gene Ontology annotation, molecular function: protein binding.
AUGUCGGCGCUCGUAUCUGCCCUCCGCGCCGCCGGCCGGCACCAUCUCUCCGCUGGCACCCUCAUCACGAGGCCGGUGACGGGCUCCUACCUGUUCAGAAUCGACCAGUACAAGCGCAUCCAGAAGAUGGUCGGCAAUGGCACGGUGAUCAAAUCAGGCACGUUCGGCGCGGGCGGCCACGACUGGCGCAUCAAGUGCUACCCGAGGGGCGAAGUAGGAUAUCGAGGCUACAUCUCCCUUUACCUCGAGCACGCCAGCCACGGCCGCACCGGUGACGCCACGGCUGAUUACUGCAUGAGCAUCCUCGACCACGCCGGGAACCCAUCGUGGACAAAGGGUAAUGCCCAAUUAUCGGAUGAAACCGAUGGUGAGAGUGAGAGUGAGACUGAGACCCAGGCGAACAACUUCUCGAACCACGACGCGUUUGGCUGGGGUGCCUUCAUGAAGAUCGAAGACCUUGACGAGGAGGAGCACCUCAAGGACGGCUGCUUGUGCAUCCUCUGCGACGUGACCGUCCUUGACAUGCGCACCACGGACUACGGCGCCCGGCGUGCAUCCACGGGCGCCAUGGUGCCGCCGCCCGGCCUGCACCGGCAACUCAUAGAGGACCUCUGGGAGUCCAAAGAGGAGGCGGACGUGGAGAAUGUGUCUUGA